AUGAACCCGGUGAAUACUUCACAGGUCACUGGCUUUGUCCUCCUUGGGCUGUCUCAGGUAUGGGAGCUUCGGCUGCUCUUCUUUGUUCUCUUCUCCAUUGUCUAUCUUAUGACGGUCACGGGAAAUCUCCUCAUCGUGGCCAUUGUCGCAUCUGAGCCACGCCUGCACACCACCAUGUACUUCCUCCUGGGCAACCUCUCCUUCCUGGACUUCUGCUACUCCACCAUCACGGCACCUCGGAUGCUGGCGGACUUGCUGUCGGGCAGCCCCAUCAUUUCCUUUGGGGGCUGUCUCACCCAGCUCUUCUUCUUCCACUUCAUUGGUGGCAUCAAGAUCUUCCUGCUGACCGUCAUGGCGUAUGACCGCUACGUGGCCAUCUCCCAGCCCCUGCGCUACAUGCUUAUCAUGAACCGGACCGUCUGUGGGAUCCUCAUGGCAGCCUCCUGGGUUGGGGGGUUCAUCCACUCCAUCGUGCAGAUUGGACUUACAGUCCACUUGCCCUUCUGUGGACCAGACAAGCUGGACAAUUUCUACUGCGACGUGCCCCAGCUGAUCAAGUUGGCCUGCACGGACACCUUCGCCCUGGAGCUCCUGAUGGUGUCCAACAACGGCCUGGUGACACUCAUGUGCUUCCUGGUGCUGCUGGGCUCCUACACGGCCCUUCUGCUCAUGCUCCGUAGCCACUCGUGGGAAGCCCGCAGCAAGGCCCUCUCCACCUGUGCCUCCCACCUGGCCGUGGUCACCAUCAUCUUCGUGCCUUGCAUCUACAUCUAUGCACGGCCUUUUCGGACUUUCCCUAUGGACAAGGCUGUGUCUGUGCUCUACACGAUGGUCACGCCCAUGCUGAACCCGGCCAUCUACACCCUGCGGAACAAGGAUGUGAUCAUGGCCAUGAAGAGGCUGUGGAGGAGGCAGAAGGACACGCUCACAUCCCUGGAGCACUGA
Molecule: messenger RNA, 945 nt
Organism: Sorex araneus (European shrew)
Lineage: Eukaryota; Metazoa; Chordata; Mammalia; Eulipotyphla; Soricidae
Product: olfactory receptor 4D5
Exons: 1
Coding region: 1-945 (314 amino acids)
Biological process (GO): G protein-coupled receptor signaling pathway
Cellular component (GO): membrane
Molecular function (GO): G protein-coupled receptor activity; olfactory receptor activity
Source: RefSeq, a predicted model, not a curated record